This is a messenger RNA of Naegleria lovaniensis, 2931 nucleotides long. RefSeq lists its product as uncharacterized. The coding region runs from base 1 to 2931 and encodes 976 amino acids. Gene Ontology annotation, biological process: cyclic nucleotide biosynthetic process; intracellular signal transduction. The record is from RefSeq and is a predicted model, not a curated record. NCBI's taxonomy places the organism in Eukaryota, Heterolobosea, Eutetramitea, Acrasida, Naegleriidae. The transcript is spliced from 2 exons.
AUGAAUACAAAUGGCCAUUCCAGAUUUUCGAUCGUUUACACGAAAAGCGAAUCAGGAUUGGGCGUAUAUUCAGAAUUUAAAUCCAUGAUACGAGACUUGAAACUAGAAAUUGACAGUGAAUAUUCAUUCUACAUUGGUGACAAUCUCAAUGCUGACCUCAUUGCAGCCACGUUAUCCAAUCACGCAAAUCCUCAAGCAGUACUACUUGCCAUCCCAGACAUUCCAGAUUCAUUUGAUAUUUACAAGACUCUUAUUGACAGCGUGGCUCGUAUUCAAAAAAGAGAUGAAAUUUCUCUCUGUAUCAUUUACUGGGAUUCUAUUUCUUGGGAACACAAUCUUGCCACAUUUAUGAAAUCUCUCCGUUCGAGCACAACCCUCAAAUUUAACAUUGUGCAACGAUUUCCAUUGGUGAGUGCCAAUCAUCCACUGGUUGCAGCAUACAAUAAUUUUAUGUCCACCUUCCAACCCAAUACUCAAGUGAAAACCAAAGCUGCCAUCGAAGGUUUCUUGACUAUGAGUUUCCUUUUCGAAGUUCUUGACAAUAUUGCUCCAUCGUUGCCAAUCACUGGAGCAAAUAUCUUGCAAACCAUGUACACAAAUGGAGAUUUUCUCAAAUACACCAUUCCAUUCGGCACUCUCAAAAAGUUAUCCAUUGACUCUGGUUGUAAUUUGGCCAUGCGUUCCUCCUAUGUGUACACAUUUGACAACCAAACAUCUAGCUUUAGUUUGGCUCGAACUCAUAGUUUUGAUAAGGCCAACUGUGGAAUUGAUUCUCUCUCAAAAGAAACAUCAUUUUCUCAACCAAUUAUAUUUGGUCGAUUAUUGCCCAAUGUCGACAAUGCUGAUAAUGAUUUUGAAUAUGGUGUCACGUCCAUGUUCACGAGUGUCAAAGACAAGGGCACCUUAUCACAAACAACUUUGCAUGUUUAUACAGAAUACUACAGUGAUGAAGACGACAUGCUUGAAAAGGCAACUUCAAUGAUCAACAAAAACAAAGUAUUUGGGUUUUUGGGAUCUCGAAUUUUAUAUAAUGAAGCAAAAUUGAAAGCUCUGCUUGAGGAAAAACGAGUUCUCCUCAUUGGACCUUUAUCUUCACAAAAAGCCCUUAGAGAACCUUAUUCAAGAUUUGUUGUGAAUAUUCGUCCUUCGAUUGUCGAAGAAGUGGUCACCAUGGCAAGAUACAUCAAACAAAAAUCACAAGGAAGCAAACCAUCCAUCAGCAUUGUCUAUGGAAAUGGAAGCUAUUGGGAACAGAAUAAGAAUGAUGUUCUUGAUUUCUUUGAAACAAGUUUAGAGGGUGUCUCUAUUGGAAGUGUCCAGAAAAUUUUCUCAACUACAAAUACGCGACAAAGAAGAAGUACCUAUCAAGAUUUUUCAUCAUUGUCUUUUAAUUUAGUAAUCAUUUUGGCAGAUGCUCAGGAUACACUCUCGUAUUUGAAUCAAUUACCUGAAAGCAAUUCAGCAAUUCUCUAUGGAGUACCUUCAGAAAUUUCCUCAACUGCUCUAUUUUCUCAAAAUAUCAAAAACUCUGCCAUGUCGCAAUUAUUGACUUCCAAUUUUCUUGACAAGUAUUCUUCGGCCAGUAAUACCAAUUUUAUGGCUCGUGACUUUUUGCAAUACUUUACUCAAUAUUAUCCAACCAAAAACACAUCCAUGCUUGCCUAUGAGGGUUUCACAAUUGGAUAUAUGGCAGUGAGUGUCAUGCAAUAUAUGAAACAAGCGAAUAUGCCAAUUACUAACGAAUUAUUUGUGAACACACUUUUUGAAAGAUCAAUUUUUGAAUUGGGAACGAAUGUGUUUGGCCCGUAUGGUGAUUUGUGUACCUCCACCUUUACGAAUGCAUCCUCUGUUACUGUUUCAACGGUUUCAUUUGAGACUUGUGGACUCCAACCCAUAUUGCCCUUAUUAUCCAAUGCUGCCAUUGCAGGUAUUGUUGUGGCUGGCACGUUUACAGCUAUUGGAAUUUGUUGUCUCGUCAUGAUUGGAAUUAUUUGUUCAAAAAAGUCCUCAGGAACCAAACACGCUCCAAAAAGUGGAUACAUUACAUGCGCUUUCACAGAUAUUCAAAAUUCAACCAAGUUAUGGCAACAUGACGAAAAAACAAUGAGAGCUUCAUUAGAAAUUCAUGAUCAAAUUAUGCGAAAGAAUUUGGAGUUGUAUCGUGGUUAUGAAGUGAAAACUAAUGGUGACAGCUUUUUCGUUGCAUUUAAGAGUCCUCAUGAUGCUGUGUUGUGGGCCAUGCAAGUUCAAAUUGAUUUACUAAAUGCAAAGUGGCCUUCUGAAUUGUAUCAUCAAUGGGAUUGUCGUCAGAAAUGGGACAAGAGAACGAAACGAGCGUAUUGGAGUGGUGUUCGUGUGAGAAUUGGAUUGCAUUUUGGUAAAGGAGAUGCAAAAUGGGACAAGACUAUGAAACGUUUUGAUUAUUUUGGUAAUGUCGUAAACAAGGCAGCACGUAUUGAAGCAAUUGCACAUGGUGGACAAGUAUUAAUUUCAGAUGAAUUGUUGCAAGAAACUGCUGACCUUUUUAAUGAUAUCAAGUACAUGGAUGAGCAGUAUGGAUUUCAACAACAAACAGCAUUCCAAAAUAAGCUGAAAGAGAAACCAGAAAUGAAACGUAGAGACAGUGUGGCCAGCAGUAUUCAAAGCUUACAAAUAUCAAGUCUGUUCAAAAAGGUUCCAAAAGUGAAUGCUGAAACAAAUUUAACAGCAAGAGAACUUGGACUUUUCCAAUUGAAGGGUCUUCUUGAAGAAAGUCGAGUAUUUGAAAUCAAAUGUGCAGAAAUUGCGAUGAGACAAUAUCCACCUCUGAGAGUUUCUCAAGACGAACAGCUUACUGAAAUGCCACACAUGAUGAAUGAAUUCACAGAAGAGGAAGAGGAGGAUGGCGACCAAUCGGUCAUUACAGAUGGCAAUACCAAGGAAGUUGAAUAA